Molecule: messenger RNA, 1582 nt
Organism: Sinocyclocheilus grahami
Lineage: Eukaryota; Metazoa; Chordata; Actinopteri; Cypriniformes; Cyprinidae
Product: gastrula zinc finger protein XlCGF57.1-like
Exons: 3
Coding region: 169-1560 (463 amino acids)
Biological process (GO): regulation of transcription by RNA polymerase II
Molecular function (GO): DNA-binding transcription factor activity, RNA polymerase II-specific; RNA polymerase II cis-regulatory region sequence-specific DNA binding
Source: RefSeq, a predicted model, not a curated record
UUGUAGUGGUGCUGGCUUAAUACAAACUGUUAGAAAUGUUGUUUCUGUAAGUAUAAAAAUACAGUUUUUGAAUCAGGUCAUUAUCAUCUUUAUAGUCGUGACUAAGUUUUCAAGCAAGCAGUGAUAUCUGGAGGAGUAUCAUCUUAACUGAGAUCUGCUGCUGUGAAGAUGGUGUUUGUUAAAGAGGAGAGUGAGGAGGACACGAGUGAACCAGAACCCCGGAGAAUAAAACACGAAGAACCAGAACCCUGCAGAAUAAAACACGAGGAACCAGAAACCUGGAGAAUAAAACACGAGAAACCAGAACCCCGUAGAAUAAAACUCAAGGAACAAGGAGAUUGUAUUGAAGAAAGUGAGGAGAAUGAAGAAUUGAGUGAAGAUGAAGUGAAACGUGUCAAAACUGGAGAAAAAUCUGUGAGUUGCUCUCAAACCAAACAGAAAGAUUUAAAGAAAAGAGGAGCCAAUAAAUAUUUCACCUGCACUCAGUGUGGAAGGAGUUUGACAUGCAAAUAUAGUCUUGAUGUUCACAUGAGAGUUCAUACUGGAGAGAAACCAUUCAUUUGUGAUCAGUGCGGGAAGAGUUUCUCACAAUCGUUAAGCCUUAAGGAUCACAUGAACAUCCACACUGGAGAAAAACCAUACACAUGUGAUCAGUGCGGGAAGAGUUUCACACAAAAAGGAAGCCUUAUGACACAUAUUAGAAUUCAUACAGGAGAGAAACCGUUCACAUGUAAUCAAUGUGGAAAGAGUUUUGCAUUCUUAGCAAACUUUAAGGUACACAUGAACAUCCACACUGGAGAGAAACCUUACAAGUGUUCACACUGUGACAAGAGAUUCAGUCAGUCAACAACUCUGAAAACACAUGAGAGGAUCCACAUUGGAGAGAAACCGUACACAUGUGAACAGUGCGGGAAGAAUUUUGCACGAAAAGGAAUCCUUAUGACACAUAUGAGAGUUCAUACAGGAGAGAAACUGUACACAUGUAUUCAAUGUGGAAAGAGUUUGAAAUGCAAAUAUAGUCUUGAUGUUCACAUGAGAGUUCAUACGGGAGAGAAACCGUUCACAUGUGACCAGUGCGGGAAGAGUUUCACACAAUCAGCAAGCCUUAAGAGACACAUGAAUAUCCACAAUGGAGAGAAACUGCACACAUGUGAUCAAUGUGGCAAAACAUUUUUGUGGGCUUCAGUCCUGAAGAAACACCUGACAGUUCAUACAAAGGAGAAGCCACAUUCAUGUUAUUUAUGUGGAAAGAGUUUUUCAUGUUUACAAAGUUUGAAAGUACAUCAGAAAAUACAUACUGGUGUGAGAGAGUACGUGUGCUGUGAGUGUGAAAAGACUUUUACUUCAGCAAACUGUUUAAAACUGCACCAGAGGAUUCAAACUGGAGAAAAACCUUACAAGUGUUCACACUGUGACAAGAGAUUCAGUCAGGCAUCGCAUCUGAAAACACACAAGAGGAUCCACACUGGAGAGAAACCGUAUCACUGCACUGCAUGUGGGAAGUGUUUCAAUCGUUCAUCUGCUCUACACAGACAUACAAAAAACAUUCACAAUGUUUAACUCUUUCCCCGCCAGCAUUUUU